This is a messenger RNA of Rattus rattus (black rat), 1596 nucleotides long. Its product is annotated as cytochrome P450 2C13, male-specific-like. Gene Ontology annotation, cellular component: intracellular membrane-bounded organelle; cytoplasm. NCBI's taxonomy places the organism in Eukaryota, Metazoa, Chordata, Mammalia, Rodentia, Muridae. Gene Ontology annotation, biological process: xenobiotic metabolic process. Gene Ontology annotation, molecular function: heme binding; oxidoreductase activity, acting on paired donors, with incorporation or reduction of molecular oxygen, reduced flavin or flavoprotein as one donor, and incorporation of one atom of oxygen; iron ion binding. The record is from RefSeq and is a predicted model, not a curated record.
AUGGUCUGUGAACUCCAAGUGUUUGGCUCCAGAUCACUGCUUUUGAGUCCCAUGUUUUCUAAAACCUAUGGACCUGUGUAUACUCUGUAUGUUGGAUCACAGCCUACUGUGGUAUUGCAUGGCAAGGAGGCAUUGAAAGAAGCUCUUGUUGAUCAUGGGGAAGAAUUCUCUGGAAGAGGAAGGUUGCCAAUUUGUGAAAAAGGUUGCAAAGGACAGGGCAUCGUUUGUAGCCAUGGUAAUGUGUGGAAAGCCACAAGGCAUUUCACAGUCAAAACCCUGAGGAAUUUGGGCAUGGGAAAAGGGACCAUUGAAGACAAAGUGCAAGAGGAAGCAAAGUGGCUAGUGAAAGAACUGAAGAAAACCAAUGGCUCACCCUGUGAUCCCCAAUUCAUCAUGGGAUGUGCUCCUGGCAAUGUCAUCUGCUCCAUUAUCUUGCAGAAUCGUUUUGAUUAUGAAGAUAAGGAUUUUCUUACCUUGAUAGAAAAAGUGAAUGAGGGCGUUAAAAUUAUAAGCUCUCCUGGGAUUCAGGUUUUCAAUAUAUUUCCUAUACUUCUUGAUUAUUGUCCGGGAAAUCAUAACAUAUAUUCAAAAAAUUAUACAUGGGUUAAGAGUUACCUUUUGGAGAAAAUAAAAGAACAUGAAGAAUCGUUGGAUGUUUCAAAUCCUCGGGACUUCAUUGAUUAUUUCCUAAUUGAAAGAAAUCAGGAAAAUGCCAAUCAGUGGAUGAACUAUACACUUGAACACCUGGCAAUCAUGGUGACUGAUUUGUUUUUUGCUGGAAUAGAGACAGUAAGCUCAACAAUGAGAUUUGCUCUCCUGCUCUUGAUGAAGUACCCACACGUCACAGCUAAAGUCCAGGAAGAGAUUGACCAUGUGAUUGGGAGACACCGCAGCCCCUGUAUGCAGGACAGGAGCCACAUGCCCUACACAAAUGCCAUGGUCCACGAGGUUCAGAGAUACAUUGACAUUGGUCCAAAUGGUCUGCUUCAUGAAGUGACCUGUGACACUAAAUUCAGAAACUACUUCAUACCGAAGGGAACAGCAGUACUAACAUCACUUACAUCAGUGCUGCAUGACAGCAAGGAGUUUCCCAACCCAGAGAUGUUUGACCCUGGUCACUUUCUAGAUGAGAAUGGAAACUUUAAGAAAAGUGACUACUUCAUUCCUUUCUCAGCAGGAAAACGGAUGUGUUUGGGAGAGAGCCUGGCCCGCAUGGAGCUGUUUCUAUUCCUGACAACCAUUUUACAGAAUUUCAAACUGAAAUCUCUGGUUGACCCAAAGGACAUCAAUACAACCCCAAUAUGUUCUUCACUUUCUUCAGUUCCUCCCACUUUCCAGAUGCGCUUCAUCUCUCUCUAAUGAAAACCAGAAAACAGAAAUGAAGAUGAGGAAAGAUCCUGCUGUUUUGUUUUCUGAAGUUACCCACAGAAGCCUUCAUUUACUACUGUCAUAGAAAUGCCACGGUAUCCUUCCUUCUUCUCACAGCUUCGGUUCUCUAUUUGUCCAAGGACAAUAGUUCUGCAUUAUAUAGUUCCUAAACUCAAUGUAAAAGAUCCUGAUAAAGAAGCCACUUCAAAUAAAAGAGUUCUACUGUGA